UCGCAAUGGCUACAAACCGAGGGGUCAAGCAUGUUUCAGCUGUCGUUUACUCCGGGUUUUGUGCUCUGUGUUUUUAGGGGUUGUUCUAAAAGAGGGUGUUUUAUAAUCGCAAAGCGUCUGUAGCUUCUGUUGGCCUCCUGAACUCAACUCUAACUGUAACAGUGCUGUAAGUUUAGUUCAAAAUGAGGACGUCACUGAGGGUGGUUAGGACUUUUGUCCAUUCUUUUACCCCAGCACAGGGUGCCAAGGGGUUUUCAAUGCUGCAGUGCCGCUUAGGAUAUACACAGAAAGCAGUGGGAGAGUGGGCUGUGAUGCCGAGCAGACAUUGCUCGAUGUCGGUGGAAGGCCGGAGUGACCCAUCCAUGCUGAGACACCUAACCUCCAAGAUCACAGCCACUGGACCUAUUACAGUAGCGGAAUACAUGCGAGAGGUUCUCACAAACCCAGUUUCAGGAUAUUAUGUGAAGAAUGAUAUGCUCGGAGCUGAUGGAGAUUUUAUCACGUCACCAGAAAUAAGCCAGAUCUUUGGCGAGCUGAUCGGUGUCUGGUGUGUGAGUGAGUGGAUGGCUGCAGGAAAACCUAAAGCACUUCAGCUCGUAGAACUUGGGCCAGGAAGAGGUUCCCUGACCAGUGACAUCCUCAGGGUUUUCCGUCAGUUGCAGUCGGCUCUAAAUGGGGCAGCAGUGUCCAUCCACCUGGUAGAGGUCAGUCCAAAGUUAAGCCAGGUCCAGGCUGAAUGUCUGACUGGUGAGCGCACUCAGGUGUGUGUCAGUGAUAAAGAGGCAGUGUACCACACCGGCACCUCACACACCGGCCUGCCGAUCGCUUGGUACCGCAGGGUAGAGGACAUCCCCAAAGGCUUCAGUAUAUUCUUGGCCCAUGAGUUUUUUGAUGCUUUACCCAUCCACAAGUUUCAGAGAACAGACAAGGGUUGGAGAGAGGUGAUGGUUGAUAUUGACCCAGAGGAACCAGAAAAGCUGAGAUUUGUGGUUUUCCCUGCUCCUACCCUUGCCUCCACUACACUUAUACAAGCAGAUGACAAGCGAGAGCAUGUGGAGGUUUGCCCAGAAGGUGGAGUCAUUGUUCAGAACCUGGCCAAUCGGAUUGUGGAGGAUGGAGGUGCCGCACUUAUCGCAGACUAUGGGCAUGAUGGGACAAAGAUGGACACUUUCAGAGGCUUCAGGGGCCAUAAACUGCAUGAUGUUCUGCUGGCUCCUGGUACUGCAGAUCUGACCGCAGACGUAGACUUCAGCUAUCUGAGGAGGAUGGCUGGAGGUGACGUCGUCUGUCUGGGACCAAUCACACAGAGAACCUUCUUGAAGAACAUGGGCAUCGAUACACGCUUACAGGUCUUGUUGAGGAACUGCCAUGAUGCCUCUACACGAGCUCAGCUCAUUCAAAGCUAUGACAUGCUGACCAACCUUGAGAAAAUGGGCCAGAGGUUCCAGUUCUUCUCUCUGCUGUCUCGCAGCCGGCUGGCUGAGCCGCAGGAGGAGGGAGAGGGGCUGAAGAGGAGAAAGAAAGGCAGAGUGCCGCUUCCUGUGGCUGGAUUUUCUGAACUUGGCCUGCAGUGAGGGCCACAGCACUCAAAUGGACAAAAGUAUGAAUUAAAACUCAUCAGUUCUCAGAAACUGGACAUGCAUUGGGCAAUAAGUUUCUCCACUGACCGUUUCUGUUUUGGAAAUGUUGCUGUCUCCUGGAGUGCAAACAGAUUUCGGCAAAUGUGAUUUGGAGUUGAAUGUCCAAGUUGUUUCGCCACGUGACUUUAUGGUGAAUAGAGCACUGUGACUGUGCUCGUCUUCCUUAUCUGUGGUGGAGAAAAGUUUUCUUAAAUUAAAUCUGGUUUUAUAAAGGGUUUAAAAAACUUUCUCUUACAGUGCUGCAUACACGAAAGCUUGCAUAAGUUGGGUAACUCAGUUGAUCAGAUUAUGAAAGCAACAUGCUUCUAAAUGGGUGGAAAGCACUACACAAUGCAGGCCUGUGAUGCCCAAGACUGGGCUGAAUAGUAGGCUUCACUGUGUGAUUAAAGUAGAUGUGCUGAAUAAUAAUAAUAAGAAAUGAGUUUGGAGCAAGAAAAUUUUGAGCUGUAUGGAUCAGAAAUAGUAUCUUGUAAUCAAUGCAGACUUCUGGCUACCAAUGUGGUGUAAUUAAACGGGAAUUCUGAUUCCCAUCCCCACCCCCCACCCCCCACUCAAGCUUUGAGAUGUAAUCCAAGGCUUUAAGAGUGGAUAAAUUUGAAAUGAUUCAUUGUAGAGAAAAUUCCCCACUCAUAUUUUUUUACAGUGAUGGUGAUCAGAACCAGGGGUUGCGAUGGUAUUUACAGUGCCAUUUUAUUUGCUAUUCAAAAUGACCAAUGAACCUACACAGGUAUAUACAGGCGUCUCCUCAUUUGUAAUGUUGAUUAUAGUAAAAUAGUGAAAAAAUAAGAUUUCUUUGUAAACUAAUUUUCUUACAACAGCCUCUCCAUGAGUCGACCCUGAGGGAGAAGCGGCUUAGAAAAUGGAUGGAUGGAGGCCAAAACGUUAACUCAAAACUAUCAUCAAACAAUGUCUCUGGAAUCAGGCAAUAUAUUUGGAACCAUUUCAUAGAAUAACUGGCUGUGAGGGGGCUUUUAGUCUCCAACUGAGCAUUUCACAUAAAACUUAAUGAAUUUGUUUAAAUCUAAAUUAUUGAGUUUUUAAUGAUUGAGAAAUUUUGAAAAAUUGGUGGAAUUGUCCUAUAACAGUUAUAGAGUUGAAAAUUUCUCAUUUCUACACAGGUGGAAGAAGGCUGUUCUAGUAAUAUUGUUAGAGAUUCAAUAGUGACAUGUUUUUUUUUUUUAUUAUUUAUAGUUCCACUUAAGUAGGAGGCAAGAUACUUAAUCACUGACAUCUUUACACAGUGCCUUCUUUUACCUGUGUCUGUCACCUGGAUUGGCUAAUACAUAUAGAUGUGUGCCAUCACUCUAACAGUGGACAUUAAUUUCAUGUUUCUGUAUGAACUGCACUCAGUAUCUACAUACUGUACAUCAGUGGGCCUAUAAUGGAGCCUGGUGGGACACCACAUUUUACUUUCAUACAUAUAGAAAAUUUGCUGAUGUAUUUACACAAAUGAGUAGUACGGGACUUUGUGCAGCUGAACACUUUGUUAUAUAUUUGAUAUAUAUCAAAUAUAAAAUCUAUAUUAGGUCCAAAAGGUGAAUUUCAUGGUCAGUGAAGCAAGCUUUCAGCGUCCAUGGCUCAGAUGAAGAGAGACAGUCUAGCUGAGGUGAAGGAGCCCCCGGCUCCGUCUGCUGCGGGUGGAAACCAUUACUGGCCCACGUGGAGUCGCUACAUCUGUUAGUCAUUUAGCUGGAGUAGGGUAGCUCAUGCACACUCACACAUAUGCUUAUUCACUGCCUGCUGGUUUAUGUCCUGACAGCAGCAGCAAACAUAUAUGCUCCUCACUGUUUCAGUAGCAAUUAAAAUAUACAAUUACAGCAGCCUCCCAUCAACAGGGAACUCACAAUCAACAAGCCACAAUGGCCGUUGGGGGUAGGGGUCUCUAGGAAGUCUAUUUAAGUUAAAGUCUAUUUAUUUUAAGGAUGCAGAUUAGUCUCAUGGCUUAAACAAUAACGGCUUGCUUCGUCUGGAGUAAGGAGAAAUUUCUGUAAAUUUGAUUUCUUGCUUGAACCAUUGCUUCCACGUUAGACCAAUAAGUAAAAGAAAUCAGCUUUAAGACCAUUUAAAUAAACUCGAUGCUCUAUUCUGUCACAAAGACUCAACUACAAAGUCAGUUUUGCAUCAAACGUGGAAAACUGGUAGCAAGCCGAGUAAGGCAGGCAAGGCGUCAUUACCCAGCAGUACUGGCUUCUUCCCUACAGUCCUCUGUUCAUUUAACAUGAGGCCCAUUGGGAGCAGCUUGAAGUAACCACAGAGUAGAGCAGUUCUCCACUACAGAGGCUAUGAUCAAGAGUUUCUUCAAGCUUCAGUUUAAAAGACCUUGGCCACAGUCAUAUUGGACCGUUUUAGACCAGUUUAGCCUUAUUUUCUUUUCAUUGCCUUAAUGUUGUGGCAGUCCUCUGGAUAGGGCAAGACACACGGCUCUACUUGUAACUCCAUUUGAAGUCCUGUGCUGUAUGAGUUAUUAGGUCACAGUAAGAAUUCACACCAUUGGCAACGAUGUGUUGAACUGGCUAAAUGCUUAAUUAGCUUCUGUAGCGGUGCUGCAUUAAACUCUAUUAGUGAGAUCUUCUGAAAGCCGCUUUGGAGUGGGCUUCUGUUAGCUGGUGAAUGCCGAAAGCCUGAUGGCUAAUGUUACUGAUGGGAAACUGAAUAUCUUACUGCAGCUGUAAAAUGUCUUUAAGCUAUCGUUACAAUGAAGAGAACGGAUUCAUCAGUGACAGGAACGACUUGGAUAAGGAUGACAAAAAGCUAAAAGCUACAGUUUACUAGUUAACGUUAACUAUAUGUAGAUUUCUUGCCUCAGUUUGCCACUUUUCUUUGGCAGGAAAUGUGAACACGUCUUUGGCCUCAACUUUGAGCUGAAUAAAUUUUCCUUAUGAUUUUGUUUAAUUGUUGCAGUAAGAGUUACACUAACGGAUGUACUGGUUGUAUUUUAUUAGCCUGUAGCUCGGUAGCUAGGCUAGCAGUCAGGACUGGUUGACACCACAGGGAUUACCAUUGGUUGUAUCAGAGUCGGUUCAUGAGGAGCCUGGUCUCUUCUUAUUUCCCCAGUUAUAUCAAAAAACAGGACUGCAACAGUGGGUGCCCACAAGUAAGUCCUCAAAAAUUGUGGUGAAUCGAGCUAAACAAAUAAAAAUGAAAAGUUAAAAUAGUUUUUAAUCACUCGCCCAGAACUUCCCUUUAAUUUUAAAAUGUAGAAGGAUGUAUUUCACUAAAAAAAGCAAGAAUUUACUUGUAUGUUUCCUUUUUUUCUACUGCAGUACAUUAGCUUUACUGCUCCUGAGUGCCGAUUGGUUGGUGAGCGAUGCAGCUCAUUGGCUGUUCAUGCUCACUGAUGUCAUGGCCUUAUAUGAGGCACCAUUUAGACUCAUAUAACUCGAGUUUAAAAGUUCUUAAAAAUCUGACAGCUGUGUUAAAAUGUUUUAUGCUGUUCUGUGUUCAGGAUAGGAUUGUAUUAUUUUGUACUAAAAUUGUUUAAGCAUUUAUAAACUAUGAUUUUGCUCAAAUGCGGCAUCUUAACCCAUUCAGUUUGGACUCUAUAAGAGUUUUAGAAACCCGGGAGACAUGCAGAGAGAGAGACUUACAGAGUGGUAAUUCUCCUCUCUACAAGUUCUCUGGUUGUAUGAUCUAAUUGCAGAAUGCAUGCUGGGUACUUUAGUGAGAAAACAUUGAUGAGAGAAAACAUGAAAAUUAUAUAAAUGGUGAAAUCUCCCAAAACAGAUGCACUCCAGAACACUGUGUAACACAACAAACAACAUUAAAGGCACAUAUCCUUA
Messenger RNA from Pygocentrus nattereri (red-bellied piranha), 5419 nucleotides. RefSeq names its product NADH:ubiquinone oxidoreductase complex assembly factor 7 (gene ndufaf7). Gene Ontology annotation, molecular function: protein-arginine omega-N symmetric methyltransferase activity. The coding region runs from base 183 to 1574 and encodes 463 amino acids. The transcript has 10 exons. NCBI's taxonomy places the organism in Eukaryota, Metazoa, Chordata, Actinopteri, Characiformes, Serrasalmidae. Gene Ontology annotation, biological process: mitochondrial respiratory chain complex I assembly. The record is from RefSeq and is a predicted model, not a curated record. Gene Ontology annotation, cellular component: mitochondrion.